Melampsora larici-populina 98AG31 is the source of this 1842-nucleotide messenger RNA. Its product is annotated as lipase. The transcript has 18 exons. Bases 1 to 1842 code for a protein of 613 amino acids. NCBI's taxonomy places the organism in Eukaryota, Fungi, Basidiomycota, Pucciniomycetes, Pucciniales, Melampsoraceae. The record is from RefSeq and is a predicted model, not a curated record.
AUGGUAUCUUCAUUAUACUUUCUUUUUAGCCUUGUAGGCCUCCAAUACGCAUCCGCUGCUACCCUUCCGCAACCAGUGGCUACGGAAAGUCAUUCUCGUCGAAGUGGUCUUCUCGGAUUGGGCGAUGUCCCAGUACUAGGCCCCUUAGUUGAUAAAACCACCUCAAACUUACUGCCAACAGACAAUCAGAAUGCGCGACAAGUACCCUCUGGCACGGGAUCUGUAAAAGUUGUUUUGGACUACGGCGAUUUCAAUGGAAACACCAACAACGGGGUCGACCAGUUUUAUGGCAUUCCAUAUGCCGAACCACCUGUCGGCGCACGUAGAUUGACAAACCCCAUAUUUCCUUUGGGAAAGUAUCCCAAUUUUGAUGCUACGAGGACACCAUCCAGUUGUGCUCAGCAAGUCCUCACGGGAGGAGGAAAUCCACUCUUCGACAUCGCAUCCGUUGUCACUGACGAACUUGACAAACUUCCAAUUUAUGCACCAGGAAUUGGGGGUCAAGAAGACUGCCUCACUUUAGAUAUCUUACGACCUACAGGGAUCCAAAAGGGGGCCAAUUUACCUGUCAUGUUUUGGAUAUACCCAGGGGACUUUGCAUUUGGUUCAUCAACACUACUUCAAGGUAAUAAUUGGGUUGAAAAAAGUGUUGCCUUGGGCCAACCUGUCAUUUUUGUCGCAAUCAAUCACAGAAUGGGGGCCUUCGGAUUCCUCGGAGGGAAACAAGUUGGCGCUGCAGGAGUGGGUAAUCUCGGCUUGAAAGACCAGCGUCUGGCGAUGAAAUGGGUCCAACAACAUAUCUCUGAGUUUGGUGGAGACCCUGCUAAAGUCAUGCUUUUUGGGGAAUCAUCUGGCUCCAUCUCUAUCUCACAUCAUCUCUUCAUCAACAACGGAGAUAACGAGGGACUUUUCAGAGCUGCCAUCUGCGAAUCCGGGAGUGCUUUCCCAGUUGGAACUUUGGCCGAAGGAGCUGGUCAAACCACUUACGAUGCCAUCUUGAAAGACAUUGGUUGCGCGGAUAAGCCUGAUGCAUUGGCGUGCCUGAGAAGUGUGGAUUUUGCUACCUUAUACGCUGCAUCAAACCGAUUACCAGGACCUUUCUCCGGAGGCUCAUAUCCCUUAGCUUAUGCUCCGUACGUCGAUGGAGAAUUUGUCACAGGAAGUAUGGAAGAUAAUCUCGAAGCCGGAAAGUUUGCGCGCGUGUCGUUGAUCACCGGAGCAGAAGAUGAUGAAGGAACAUUGCUAACUCUAGGCGUGGCUCCUUCGAUCCUCACCGAGUCAAACUUGAAAAAAUAUCUGUCACGCUUGGUACCAAAAGCUACACAAGAGCAAAUUGAAUUCGUCACCAAGGCUUAUCCUCAAGACCCAACACAAGGUUCCCCUUUCAACACAGGAUUACUCAAUACUCUUACCCCAGUCUUUAAACAAUAUGCAGCUAUCUUUGGUGACGUAGGGUUCCAGGGAUUACGUCGUCUAGUCUCCAGGCAGGUUAACAGACAUAUGCCAACCUGGGGUUACAUUGACCGUGGGAUGAAAUCAACCCCCAUUCUAGGCUCAACUCACACCGUCGAAUUACUCUCCACUUUUGGUAUCAUUCCUGGACCUAGAGCUGAUGAUUUCCAAUCUCGCUGGAUAGCAUUUGCUAACAAUCUAGACCCUAAUGUACCAGGACUUCCCAGAUGGGAGAACUACGGAGGACCAAGUGGGACAGAUGAUUUUAAAGGAAAUGUACUUCAAUUCCAAUCAUCUGGUUCAACUGGAACUAUCCCUGAUGAUUUUAGAUCAACUCAAAUUAAUUAUUAUUUGGAUAAUCUCAAGACUUUCAGACUUAUUUCUGCAUAA